AGUCACUGUUUACGCCAGUGUGUAGAACUCACUCGCGUUCGACCAUCAUACAUGGUUGAUAUGUGUUUCGUGCUUUUUUUAUAUGCAAUAUUACGAAUAAAAAUAAUAAAGUUAUUUGUGUAACGAACUUCAAUAUUUGGAACCAUGUGUGAAUGGCUUUCAUGUGAAGAGUGGUGCGACGUACAAUUAGUUUGCGGUGGUCAUGCAUUCAAUGCACAUAGGGCUGUGCUAGCUAGUGUCAGCACAUUUCUCAGAGAAAUUUUGCUGUCAUGUGCCAAAGAAGAGACUCCAACGUUUAUCGUCUUACCAGACUUUGAUAUUGAAGCAAUGUCGUCAGUAAUUCAUUACAUUUACAACGGCGAAGUUACUAUACAGAAACAGAAACUAGAAAUGUUUAUGGAUAUUGUAAAAGCUAUGGAAAUUUUUAUUGACCAUCAAUAUUUACAACAGUUACAUAGAACUCUAGGAAAUCAUAAUUUAAAACUAUCCUAUUAUCAUGAAAGUAAAUGCAUUAAAACAAAUGAUGUGUUUUCGUUAAGUAGCGGAUGCAGUAAAAAUCAACAAUAUGUAAAUUUAAGAAAAGGAGAAUCUAUUCAAGAUAUACAAAUUCAAUGUUCACUAAGUAAUUUAAAUUUUCGUGAUAAGCAAACAGGAUAUAAAAAUUGGUGGAUGUUUCAGCAUUCUUUAGAAAAUUUACCAUCGCCAUAUGCAGACCGACAAAGGAGCACUUUUCUACGUGAUUUAUUUAUCGAGACAUAUCCUCGAAACGGUAAUGCUAACGGUCUGACUUCAAGCGUGCUAGCAAUAUCAAAUGAACGCUAUCAUGCUCCGACAUCUGUUCUCUUGACGAAUGCAAAUGGCAAAUAUCCCAGAACUGGCGACACAGUCUCUGAGAUAUCCAUUAGAACAACUGAGUACGCCGCUUACGCUACAAAUAAAAAGACAACAUGUACAAAAAAAUAUGAUAAUUUUGAUUAUCAAACUUAUUCAAAAGCCAAUAGUCUUGUAACAAAUACUAGUGAUAAAAUAGCAAAUACCACUUUGUUACAACAAUCUACCGAAGAUUCCCGAGUGACUAAAUCCCUACAAUCAUCUUUGAAACUAUUACCAGCGUCUCAAAUUUUAACAGGGGUUAAUGUGUUGUCUUUAGAUCUUAGGAUGGGUCAAUCUAUUUCAGAUGUGAGAACAAAUUUUAACUCAAGUGCAGAAAAUUCAAUUGAAUCUACAGCUUAUUUGAAGAAACACAAUGGAAAAGAUUUAGAUAAAAAUGUAUGUUCAAUAAAUAAAGCAGGAUCUGUGUUAAAUCAAGUAAUGGAAAGUCCAUGGAGUCCUCGUUUACCCAAAGAUUAUAGACCAUUUCGUAAAAAAACGUUCAGCGAAAGCAUAGAAAAUAAAAUGGAAAAGGAAGACAUAUUAAAUGAUGGCAAUAAUAAUAUUCAACAAAUAAUAAAAUCGUCGGAGAAGGAAAUAAAUGUGACACAAAUAGCUUUGAAUGGCGCUGAAGACUUUAAAUGUACAGUUUGCAAUCAGGGAUUCAUUACUAAGGACCGUUUAACUAUGCAUACAUGCCGGAAUUCCACAACAGCCCGAUACAGUUGUGGGGAAUGUGGUAAAACGUUCUCACAACUGCGUAACUUCAAAUAUCAUAUGUCGGUGCAUCGCGGCACCAGAGAAUUCGCAGCCACCUGUACCGUUUGUGGGAAAUACUUCAACGAUAGGGGAUAUCUCAGCAGCCACAUGAAAAUACAUAAGAAUCGCAAGGAGUACAAGUGUACUAUGUGCCCUAAAUCUUUCAAUCAACGUGUUGCUUAUAAUAUGCAUGUGAGGAUUCACACAGGUGUUAAGCCGCAUGUAUGCGAACAAUGCGGUAAGGCAUUCUCUCGGAAAAUGUUGCUGAAGCAGCAUCAGCGGACGCAUUCGGGCGAGAGGCCAUAUGCCUGUUCACACUGCGACAAACGUUUCGCGGAUAGAUCCAACAUGACGUUGCACUUGAGACUGCACACUGGCGUAAAACCAUUCUCAUGUACACUGUGUCCGAAGUCAUUUACAAAGAAGCACCAUCUUAAGUCCCAUCUGAACUUCCAUACGGGAGCGAAGCCAUAUUCUUGUCCACGAUGCAAACUUGCGUUUACGCAGUCUUCAAACAUGAGAACACAUUUCAAGAAAUGCAACGCGCCUGAUCUAACACCACAAGCCACUAGUGAAUAAGAAAUUUAUAAUAAAAUUUACUUUUAAAAUUUAAUUUUUUUUGAUAUCGAUUAUAUUGUUUAAAGUAAAUAUAUUGAGAUGCAUUAUGUCUGUUGUAAAAUCUUUUGAAAUAUAUUUGACGAUGUUUCGAAACAAGUCUCGUGUAGAUUAAUAUAUAUAGAUGUUUUGAAGUCUUUGAAAAAUAAAAUAUUUUAGAUCUUGCAAUACGCGAAACUGAAAAGUUUGUACCGAUGUACAGAGUAAGAAAGCAAUCUUUUGUUUUUGUUAGGAUUUGUUUUAAGGUGAAAAAUGGAAUAUAUAUUUAUAUAUAACGAUGACCAAUUUAUACAUGGACUGUUGGUAUUAAACAUUUAUUUGUUAGCUAGUUAGUCCCUUCAAAAAGUCAGUACUGUUGUUUUCGUAUACAUGGUGUCUUCAUGCUAAACUUUCCUUUUUUGUUUUAAAAUAUUUUUAAAUUUUUAAUAAUUAUUUUGAUAUUACAGUACAUUACCAUAAGAAUACUCAUAUGUUGGAAAAAGACAUUAUGAAGAGAAUAUACAUGUUUUAUUUUAAAGUAAUUUAUAAAUAUGAAUAAUGUGAGUAAUAUACUGUACUUGCCUGUUUAGUAAUAGAUAUAAUUAUUAUUUACAAGUUAUUUGU
Molecule: messenger RNA, 2847 nt
Organism: Galleria mellonella (greater wax moth)
Lineage: Eukaryota; Metazoa; Arthropoda; Insecta; Lepidoptera; Pyralidae
Product: zinc finger protein 160-like
Exons: 8
Coding region: 145-2208 (687 amino acids)
Biological process (GO): regulation of transcription by RNA polymerase II
Molecular function (GO): protein binding; DNA-binding transcription factor activity; RNA polymerase II cis-regulatory region sequence-specific DNA binding
Source: RefSeq, a predicted model, not a curated record